Molecule: messenger RNA, 2905 nt
Organism: Mya arenaria
Lineage: Eukaryota; Metazoa; Mollusca; Bivalvia; Myida; Myidae
Exons: 6
Coding region: 477-1598 (373 amino acids)
Source: RefSeq, a predicted model, not a curated record
CCGUUUUAAACCACUAAUACCAAGUUGUACAACUUUCCCUAAACGAGUUUAAAGGAUUAAAGAGGAUUAUUCCCACUGUAGUUUUAACGUUAGCUAUUGUAGUAUAAACCUAACAGCUAAACAUGGGUCAAGUCAGAAUGCAUACAUUAUAGAGUGAGGGCAAAGGAAGAAGAACAGCUGAAUAACUGCCCACAAAUAGUGAAUUAAUUGUAUGAGAUUGAAUUAAAUACCACAAUGACUGGAUCACGACUAAUUCUAUUUCCACUCCAGUACGCUUUAAACAUGAAGAUUGUUUUAAAUAAUUGAUCACACAAGUGCUGGAUAUUGAUUGGGUAUUUUCUGUGUCAUAGCGGAUAUGAAAUCAAGUUGACUGUUCUGGUUGAAUAAAAUAGAAAUGGUGGGUGUGUUGAACGUGCUUGGGGUUUCUUCAAAAGUGGAUUGAGGGAUUUUUGCAUUAUCCAGGAAGUCAAUUUAAGAUGUUGACGGUGGACCGAAGAUUUGUGGCUAAAAAUGUCGCCAAAUAUGGAUUAAUUCUUCUCGUUCUAUCUGUUACUGUAUACCUUGUUAAACGAUCGCCGGAAUCCGGUAUUGAUGGUAAAGAUAACCUUCUGGUAAAGAUUCCCCUGGAUGACGGUCGACCGUGUAACGCAACCUUCCGGCAGGCAGACGCUGACAACUUCCGGAAGAUUGAGUCGUACCGAUUUCCUGGUGUCGAUCGUUACACAGCAGAGCUAUUCCCAACCACAACCCCGGGUUUAUCUUCUGGUCCUGUCACUGGUGAUGACAUCGUAAGCCCGGCGCUCGUGACUGCAUUCUCGUCCAAUCACUACUUGGAAUCCAAGUUUCUUUUCAAAAAUAUCGAUGACGUGGUUCGCCCUCAGUACCCUGAUGUUAAAGUGAUUGUUUAUGGGCUAGGGCUUUCAACGGGAGUCAAACAAAAGUUAUUGACAUUUUGCAAGUGCGAGAUAAGGGAAUUCAACUUUGACCUUUAUCCCGACCACGUCGAAAUCAUCUUCGGGUACACGUGGAAGCCAAUAGUUCUGCAGGAAGUUGCAAGGGAGCAUCCAUUUUCUAUUUGGAUGGACACGUCUGUACGUUUCACUGAUAAAGACCUCCGUCCUUUCUUUGAGAAUGCGAAACGACUGGGUGUCGUUGUCACAAAAAACACCGGUCCUAUCGCCAUGCGCACCCACACAAAGACAUUCCAGUUUCUUGGAGAAAAUCCGUGCACUUUCAGAGACAGAAACGAGUUUCAGGGCGGCUUUGUGAUGUUAUACUCAAAUCCAACUACUGUGCAAUAUUUCAUGAAGCCUUGGGUAUCUUGCGCAUUGACACUAGGGUGUAUGCUACCUGAUUAUUCUGCCCGUGAUUAUAUAGACUGUGGGAAACACGGCAACGUUUAUUUUGACUGUCACAGAUUUGAUCAGUCGGUGCUUGGGAUUUUGCUGUCCAGGACUUACGGGUUGAAAGUGGACGACCAUGGUGUGGAUACGAGAAGCUAUCAUAGUUUUUGUAAAGGGAAUGAUGACAGUUUUUACCUCCCUUCUUUCAUUUCUGUGGAACCCUUGAUUGAAAAGUACAGGGAAGAUUGUUAUUAGGGUAUCCGCAUCUGACGCAAAAUAGAUUGUCAUCUAUAUCGAGCCAUUGGCCACCAUUGGGAGUAAUUUUAAAUGGUGACGCCUUGUGACGCCAUAUAAUGUAAGUAUCAUUCGAAGUGGUAUAGCUUGUUGAUAUGCAACAUGAAUAAUGAAUUUAUUGCGGUUUGUAUUUGUGUUCUUUUUUCGAAUGAAAUCCCACGUUAAAUGACUAUUUUUGCAAUCUUUAGAACUAAAAAAUGUUUGAUUAGAAUAGUCAUAACUUUUUUCCAUCUUUUCCCAUAAAACCCGUUUAAUCAUUAUAAAAUAAGAUGUGGUGCCCAGGCAUUUUUACUUUCCCAUUAUAGUUCAUCAUAUAACUUCGAUCGAUUUAGCGUAACAAUAUCAAAACAUUUCCCAUAUAUAUACUAGUAAUAAUUAUUAAUAAGUUAUGUUCUGUGCAUGUGAUCAUUUAAGGUUGUAUUACAUUGCAUAUAAAUAAUGAAACACUUAUAUUUUGGAAUUUAUUAUUUAUUUGUUAAGAUCAGCGUGAGUGUUCCCUUUGAGGCGCUCUUGCUAUCGUUAUGCCAUUAGCGCGAACUACUUUUGGUACAUGUUCUGUCGUUAAUAUUAACAUUUGUACAUUGUAUAAUUGUUAUCACAGAUUCCAUACUAAGAAAUCCCUUUACAAUUGCUAUACACAAAAAAUGUUUAGGGGAAUAAUGGGUAUCCCGUUGCCAUUUUAUCAAUGACGCAAAUUUUCAUUCCAAAAGAAAAUAUACACAAAUUAAACUGGUAAUAUUCUGUUGAUAUCCACAUGAAAUAUGUUUUACCCAGUAUAUAUAUGUAUCAUAUUUUACAUAUACUUUACUUAAUAUCACUGACACUAGGGUGAACAAAAGCGUCGUGGGCGAACGCCAAUGCCUGACUGGUCUUGUUUUCCAAAGCGUUGUUUCCAAAGGAAUUGUGAUAGCCUGUUGACGUCGUCGUCGGUGAAUUGGUCUAUUUGCAUGCGAAAUUACACUGAUUUAUUAAGCUUUACGACCCCAACACCAUACAUAUUGGAUAAAAAUACCGCAUGUGUACUACACAUUAGACCAAAUGAAAAAAAGGUUUCUUAUAAGAAAAAUAAAAUUGGUUGAAGUUUACCGGGAUGUAUUCGAUAUUGGCACAAACAACGUGGUAAAAAAGGAAAAAAAGUAAUCAAGUUUUUACAGUAUGUUAAGCAAGUUUUUGAAAUCACAAGUCAUUAGCUUCAAAACAUGUAUAGAUGAAGAAUACCCCAUGAUCUCAUUUGGUAAUAUUAUAUGACUGAUUAACCAUUUGGUAAA